This is a messenger RNA of Laccaria bicolor S238N-H82, 954 nucleotides long. RefSeq lists its product as uncharacterized. The record is from RefSeq and is a predicted model, not a curated record. NCBI's taxonomy places the organism in Eukaryota, Fungi, Basidiomycota, Agaricomycetes, Agaricales, Hydnangiaceae. Bases 1 to 954 code for a protein of 317 amino acids. The transcript is spliced from 7 exons.
AUGCGGACCAAGUUCGAGGAGUUUCGACUUUGCGAAGGGGAUUGGAAAGUCCAUGCUUUUGCCACGGUGCGAUAUCCCGAUUGGUUGGAGGACGUUCGUGCGCAGCCCUCCAUUGUCAAGAGAAAAGCACCUGAAGAUGAGGGAAUUGCGAAGAAAAAGAAAAAAACGAAGCAGGAUGUUAACGCACCACCUCCCACUGACACAAAUGUCAUUGACCUCGCUAUAGAAGAACCCUGGAACCCAGACCCAAAGAUGCUGGCUCGCACUUCCUCCCCUGUCUGCACCCCAAGUCAACCUCACCUUUCGUCGGUGAGCGCAAAGUCUUCCGCACCCACAAGGGUCGGAACGGUCCAGUGCAGGUCCCUCAACGUGCACCAUCACCCCCCUAAACAUGCGCCAUCACCCACUCAACUUGCGCCGUCACCCCCUCAAGGCAGUGUACCCAACCCUCGAAACAACACAGUCCCGCAACACGAUUCAAACACCUCAUUGGUCCUGCCACAGGUUCAAAUCAACAAAGAGCCAACCUCAACUCUUUGCAGUGAUCACCUGUCACGGCGAUCUCCUCAGCCUGAUGACGAGCAGGCCCUGCCGGUCCCGCCUGUCCUUGACAAGAUAGCCAAUAUCGCCCGCGCAGGUGACGGCGCUGAUGAGGGGGACUUGUUCGCCCAACUGAUUAUCCCACCACCCCUCGUCCAGGUCCCUCACACCACUGAUCCCACAACUACGAAGCCUAAAAGGGGGAAGGCCAUGGAACCAUCCAAAGCAAUCACUUCACAGAACCUUUUCGCAAUUGACUACCUUCAAGAACAUCCUGAUACAACAAAGGCCAAGUUCAAAAAGGUUUUCGAUGCUCUCGACGACACUACAAAACAGAAAUACGACGCGCUUGCCAAGCAGAAGAAAUCAGAGGAGGUCUUAGCAAAGAAGUUGGCCCGUAGCGAUCCGAAAUAA